Messenger RNA from Solenopsis invicta (red fire ant), 1663 nucleotides. RefSeq names its product nuclear pore glycoprotein p62-like. The record is from RefSeq and is a predicted model, not a curated record. NCBI's taxonomy places the organism in Eukaryota, Metazoa, Arthropoda, Insecta, Hymenoptera, Formicidae. The transcript is spliced from 3 exons. Bases 453 to 740 code for a protein of 95 amino acids.
GGCCUAUAAUCUCUUAUGUAAAUUUUGUAGACAGCGUUUGUGGCGUCCUCGCUGGACCACCCUAGGCCAAAUGAAACUAUUAAGCAAUAUCUGUCGGUAAAAUGGUUGAUAAAUCUCGCAUGGUACAUACUGGUUCAUGCUUUGUUUUCGUUACAUGUGCAACCAUGUGCAACGCAGAACGUGCGCGGAUUUAUAUUUCAAUAUAUUUCAAAAGUAUUCAGCAGUGUUCAGCAGUGUUCAGCAGUGUUCAACAGUGUUCAGAUUUUGUCCGGAAAGAAGAGAAAGAAGUAGUUCAGAGGCCUACUCGUACAACCUAUUGAUAAGCGUUAAUUCCAUGAGCGGUAUUCUAUCAGGGGCUAUUAAUUUCUGUUAACUCGAAGAAUGUAUUAAUAAAUGGACCUUGGAGUAGAAAGAGCAAGAAUAAGUGCUUGUGAAUCAAGCGACACAAGUUAAUGCUUGGGACAAAUGGGGACAAAAUAGUAAUGCUGAAUCAAGAAGUUGAAAGAGUGAAAAUCGAGUGGCAGCAAUUGGAUUAUGUUGUUGGACAACAGAAAGAGUUGCAAGAAUGUUUAGUACCAUUAGAAAAGGAGCUAGCAUUAUUAAGAAACAAUAGCAUCAAGAAAAAAGUAGCAUUGGAAGAAAACAUCACAAAAAUUAGUGCCAUCCUUCACAUGAUUUUCUUCAUAAUCUCAGCGUGGGAAUACAACGCCCUGAUUCCGAGCAACCGGGUAUGCCAUUAAGGAUGUUCUGGCGCGCGCACGCGCGCGCACACACACACACACACACACACAUAUGUAAAAUACAUAUGUGUUUAUCGCAUAAACUAGGAUUAUUGCAAUAUUAAUAAGUUAACUACUUUUUUUCUUACGCAUACAAUAGAAUCAAUUUUGUUAAAAUCCUUUUUUUUAAAAAAACAGCACCAUUUUCAUAAUUUACAAUUUUUUUCAUUUAUCCUAGUUUGCGAUAAGCAGACAUAUCAUGUAUGUUACAUAUAUGUAAAAGUAGAAUACUUUCUACGUAAGCAAUAAAUUCAAUUAGUAAUGAAAUAAAUUAGCAAUAAAUCAAUAAGCAAUACGCAAUAAAUCAAUUUACAAUACAACUUGAACCAGAAUUCUAGUCGCAGCUAGAUCUUCGUGCUUGUAUUAUUUGUGUGAUUUUAUACUUUCCUCAAAUUCAAUAAACUGUGCGCCGAAUUGUUUUUUCAGUCAUAACACAGCCCUACAUUGAACAAGAUUGAGUAAUAUCACGUAUUAUUAAAAUUGAAAUUAAUAUUAACCCCCCCCCCCCUGAAAAAACUGCAAAGAAUUUAUUGUACAAAAUAUCACCUCAGCCAGGGUUCAAUGUAAGGCUCUAUUAUGACUAAAAAACAAUUCGGCGAACAGUUUAUUGAAUUUCAGGAAAGUGUAUAAAAUCACAUAAAUAAAACCACAAGCACAAAGAUUUAGCUGCGAUUAGAAUUCUUGUUCAAGUUGUAUUGUAAAUUGAUUUAUUGCGUAUUGUUUAUUGAUUUAUUGCUAAUUUAUUUCAUUGUUAAUUGAAUUUAUUGCUUUGUUUAUAUUUCGAUAUGUUUAAUCUAUAAUGUAUGAUUAAGUAAAUAUACAUAACACAUGUUGUAUUUUACAUUUAUGCAAAAUAAAAUAUGACAAUUUUAUUUUUACCAGUA